AUGACCGACGAGAAAAUUGUUAAUCUGUUGGCAGAACAGCAAAAGGCUAUGAAUUUGCAAACGCAAUUGCUUCAACAACUUGCAGAAUUUGUCAAAGGAAAUGAAGCAUCCGCAUCAAAGACGAAUUCACAAACAAAUUCACAAGCAAAUUCAUGCACGUCGAAAGCUGCACUCAUGGAAUCAUUGGCACACUCAAUGACUGACUUUGUAUAUGAGCCAGAAAGUGGUCUGAUUUUCCAAGCGUGGUACAACCGUUUCGUACAUGUGUUCGAAAAGGAAGCGAGUUCUCUAGAGGAACAUGACAAAGUGGCUCUUCUCUGGAGAAAGAUGUCGAACCAAGUGCACGAACGAUUCACCAACUACGUUUUGCCAAAGAAACCUACAGAAAUGUCGCUUAGUGAUACAGUUGACAGACUCAACAAGCUUUUCGGAAAAACGGAAACUCAAGUCGCACAACGCUACAGGUGCUUACAACUUGCAAAGGUAGACAACGAGGACUUCAAAGAGUAUGCAAGUCGCGUCAACUUGCAGUGCGAAUUGUUUAAGAUGAAUGAAUUGCAAAUCAAUCAAUUCAAGUGUCUCAUCUUUGUGCUAGGACUCAAGUCUAGCAGAGACAAUGACAUUCGCAUACGUCUUCUCAAAAUGCUCGAUGAGGAAAACGACAGCAUGAACUUGGACAAACUGGUAGACGCAACACAAAGGAUCCUUGAUCUAAAAGCUGACAACACGCUGAUAGAACACCAACCAAAGGUAAUAUGUGCUGUUAAGAAACCGAAAGCCGAUCCAAAUCAUGCAGACCGAAAACCAAAAACACCUUGCUGGUUUUGCGGAGAUUUACACUACGUAAAAUACUGCCCUUACCGAGAUCACAAGUGCACCAGAUGUCAUCAGAGAGGCCAUAAGGAGGACUAUUGCAAAAGUCUAAACACAUCACACAACAACAACAAACAUUCGAAGAAUGCCAAAAAGACGAAAAACAGUUUUCGCACAAAAGCCGUGUUCACAACCAAGCAGCUCAGUUUUCAAAAACUCCGUAAGUACGUAAAUGCCAAUUUCAACAACAAGCCUGUGAAGCUACAAGUGGAUACAGCAUCAGACAUUUCCAUCAUAUCGAAAUCAACUUGGGAACAAAUCGGUGAACCAGAAGCUCACACCACCACAGACAGCGCUAGUGACGCUAACACUAACAGCAUCAAACUUCUCGCAAAGUUCAACGUAGACGUCACUAUCAACAACACCACCAAGUCUUUACAAUGCUACAUCACAGACGUUGAUCAACUCAACAUCAUGGGUAUCGACUGGAUACAAGCAUUUGGACUUUGGGACAAACCAAUAUCGACGUGGUGUCGUCAAAUAUCUUUUGAUGACGAAGUCGCAGCAUUGAAAUCAAACUAUCCAGUCGUGUUUGACAACUCAACGCUUGGUCUCUGCACCAAGACAAAAGUCAAAAUUCAAUUACUGCCCAACGCAAGGGAAAUUUUCGUUUCAAAACGUCCAGUACCGUAUGCGGCAAGUAUUGAAAUCGAGAAUGAACUGGACAGGCUACAAAAGGCAAACAUAAUCACACCUGUGGACUCUUCAAGGUAUGCAGCUCCAAUAGUAGUGAGCAAACGGAACGGAAAGAUUCGAAUUUGCGCAGAUUACUCAACUGGUCUAAAUUCGAUCGUCGAGCCAAAUCAAUAUCCGUUACCUACCCCGGAGGAGAUACUUUCGGAUUGCCACAACGCUUCUAUUUUCAGUCAUCUUGAUCUAUCAGACGCCUAUCUUCAAGUGGAGGUCCAAGACGAUAGUAAGGAGCUUCUUACUAUUAACACCCACAAGGGUCUGUAUAGAUUCAAUCGUUUGACCCCAGGCAUCAAAUCAGCACCAGGGGCAUUCCAGCGAAUAAUGGAUCAACUUUGCAGUGGCAUUGAAGGCGCAAAAGCAUACAUUGACGAUAUCAUGCUAGCCAGUAAGUCAAUUUCUGAUCACAUUACUAAUCUCAAUUUGCUUUUACAGAGAAUUCAAGAAUUUGGUUUCAAACUCAAAUUUGAAAAAUGCCAAUUUUUCAAAAACCAAAUUACAUAUCUGGGACAAGUUAUUGACAGAGAGGGAAUUCGACCAGAUUCCAACAAGAUCAGCGCCAUACAAAACUUGAAGGUACCCCAGAAUAUCACCGAAGUUCGAAGUCUAUUAGGUUCCAUCAACCAUUACGGUAAAUUUGUCAACAACAUGAGGAAUUUACGCAAACCUCUUGAUGACCUACUGAAGAAAGACCAGAAGUUUCAAUGGACUCCAGAAUGUCAAAAUUCAUUGGACGAGUUCAAGAAGAUUCUUUCAUCGCCUCUUCUUUUAACUCAUUACAACCCUGACUUACCAGUACAUGUUGCAGCCGACGCUUCUUCGCAUGGUAUUGGUGCAGUGAUAUACCACACAUUCCCGACCGGUGACAUGAAGGCAAUUCAUCACAUUUCAAGAUCUCUCACACCGGCAGAGAGGAACUACAGCCAAAUAGAAAAGGAAGGUUUAGCUCUAAUCUUCGCGGUACAACGGUUCCAUAAGAUGUUAUUUGGGCGCAAGUUUUUCUUGCACACAGAUCAUAAGCCCCUACUAACGAUCUUCGGCUCAAAAAAGGGAAUCCCGGUGUAUACCGCAAACCGACUUCAACGUUGGGCUUUGAUUCUUUUGGCAUACGACUUUGACAUCUCAUACACCAACACUAAAGACUUUGGUCAUGCAGACGUUCUUUCCAGACUCAUCAGUGACCAUGAGAAACCAUCCGAUGACUACAUCGUGGCCUCCGUGUCAUUCGAGAAAGAUGUACGACAUGAACUAACUGAGAGUAUGGCAGCAAUUCCAGUUUCGUUCGAGAUUAUAGCCAGCGCUACAGCCAAAGACGAUGUUAUACAACAUGUCAUCAAAUAUCUCAAAACUGGUUGGCCAGAAAGCAGUAAGAACAUUGACCCUGCCGUCAUUCCUUUCUUCAACCGCAAGGAAUCGCUCGCGAUGGUAGAUGGCUGUCUAAUGUUCAACACAAGGAUCGUGGUUCCAGGCAUAUUUCACCAGAAAGUUCUCAAACAACUUCACAGAGGACACUUGUCUUCCGAAAGGAGCAAAUCGAUAGCACGAAGUUACGUGUAUUGGCCAAACAUUGACAAACAUAUUGAGGAAUAUGUUCGAAAAUGUCUAAACUGUCAAAAAGCAGCAAAAAGUCCUGUAAAGACCAAUCUUUGCUCUUGGCCAAUUACGUCUCGCCCACUUGAGAGGAUACACAUCGAUUACGCCGGUCCUGUCAAUAACAAAUAUUUCCUGGUAAUCAUCGACUCAUAUUCGAAAUAUCCAGCGAUAUAUGAAACAUCAACAAUUACGUCAUUCGCAACCAUAAGGAUACUUACCGAAUAUUGUGCUUUGUUCGGUAAUCCAGAACAAAUUGUUUCAGACAAUGGCACCCAGUUUUGCUCUGAACAGUUUCAAACAUGGUGCAAAGAAAGAGCGAUCGUACAUACAAGAACAGUGAGAUUUCACCCCAGCUCUAAUGGACAAGCAGAACGUUUCGUCGACACGCUUAAACGCGCAUUAAAAAAGUUCGAAGGGGAAGAAACUACCAAAGCGCUUCAAACGUUCUUAGAAGUAUAUCGUUCAACGCCAAAUCCUAACACACCUGAUUCGAAGACUCCAGCCGAGACCUUCAUUGGCAGAAAAAUGAGAACAGUCUUUGAUGCUAUCUUGAAACCAACUCCAAGCCAACCGAAAUUCAAUGAACAAAUGGAGAAGGAAUACAACAGGAAGCACGGUACACGUCCUAGAUCUUUCAACCACGGAGAUCUAGUCUACGCCAAAAACUUCAAAGGCAACAAAAGUUCUUGGGUUCCUGGAGAAGUCAUCGAAAGAAUUGGUAAGGUAGUCUACAAUACAUUAAUCGAAGUAGGAAACAGAAAAAUACUCGUUAGAGCACAUGCCAAUCAACUGCGUUCAAGAGAUGCAGGCACAUCCAACAACGAAACCUCUUCGUCAGUAUUACCACUGGACCUUCUACUGGAAGAAUUCAACAUAUCACCUAUACAGCCGAAUGAAGAUUUUGCUACACCACCAUCUUCACCAAAUUGGGCACCGCAACGUAUAGUUACCAGAAGACAACCUGUUCAUAGUGAUGUCUGUGGCCCCAUGAGAGUUAAUUCACAUUCGAACGCAAGGUACUUUGUCACUUUCAUCGACGACUAUUCUCGAUACUGUGAAGUCCAUUUCUUGAAGCAGAAAUCUGACGUGCUGAGUGCUUUUAAGAAAUUUAAGAGUUCAUCGGAACUAUUAACUGGCAAGAAGAUUAAAUUUCUCCAAUCGGAUAACGGCACCGAAUAUCUAAAUAAAGAAUUCAAUGAUUACCUGGAAAAGGCCGGCAUUAGAAGAAGGUUGACGGCACCUCAUACGCCGCAACAAAAUGGCGUGUCGGAGAGGAAAAACCGGACGUUGCUAUAG
Molecule: messenger RNA, 4452 nt
Organism: Stomoxys calcitrans (stable fly)
Lineage: Eukaryota; Metazoa; Arthropoda; Insecta; Diptera; Muscidae
Exons: 2
Coding region: 1-4452 (1483 amino acids)
Biological process (GO): DNA integration
Molecular function (GO): nucleic acid binding
Source: RefSeq, a predicted model, not a curated record